Puntigrus tetrazona (Sumatra barb) is the source of this 3003-nucleotide messenger RNA. It is a transcript of the gene steap4, whose product is annotated as STEAP family member 4. The coding region runs from base 257 to 1672 and encodes 471 amino acids. The record is from RefSeq and is a predicted model, not a curated record. The transcript has 5 exons. Gene Ontology annotation, cellular component: endosome; plasma membrane. Gene Ontology annotation, molecular function: cupric reductase (NADH) activity; ferric-chelate reductase (NADPH) activity. NCBI's taxonomy places the organism in Eukaryota, Metazoa, Chordata, Actinopteri, Cypriniformes, Cyprinidae. Gene Ontology annotation, biological process: copper ion import.
CGAGGAACAGCCUCAGUCUGACAAAGAAAUGCUAGAAGCCAGAAGGAAUUGAGAAGAAGAGUAAACGCUGGUUUUGAUGAUCACACCACGUUGCCAAACAGCUUUUGUGGAUAUGACGAUAGUUAUUGGCACAGACCAUCCAGAAAUUCUGCAAUAAAAUCACAGCCUUAGUCAGUGAUUUCAACAGUCAGGAUCUGACUCUACAAGACAUCCGUGGAUUUUUCAGAGACAAUAUAUUUCUUGUAUCUUUAUCAAAAUGAAUUCAGACUCGGUUGCAAUGACAGAUCUCAGUGGAAAGAUGCAUAAAACGGAGACGGUGUGCAUCUUUGGAACAGGUGAUUUUGGACGCUCACUGGGGCUUCGUUUACUCCAGUCGGGAUACAGAGUUGUAUAUGGAUCCAGGACCUCUAAAAACUCUCCGCUGUUGCCUAAGGGGUCAAAGGUCAUGACUCAUGCAGAAGCAGCUUGUGAUGCACAUGUGGUAUUCGUGGCUGUGCAGAGGGAGCACUAUAGAUUUUUGAGCUCCCUGGCUUCAAACCUUAAGGGAAAGGUGCUGGUAGACGUCAGCAAUAAUCUCAAGAGGGGUCUGUACCCAGAAUCCAAUGCAGAAUACCUAAGCAAGCUGGUUCCGGAAGCAACGGUAGUCAAAGCCUUCAACACCAUCUCAGCCUGGGCAUUGCAGUCUGGUGGACUAGAUGCAAACAGACAGGUACUUAUCUGUGGAGACCGUGCUGACGCUAAGCAGCAAGUGACGGACAUUGCUCAAAGUCUUGGCUUCACUGCCCUGGACAGAGGCUCUCUCCGAGCGGCUGCUGAAUUAGAAGAUCUGCCCUUGCAGCUCUUUCCUCUCUGGAGACUUCCUUUCAACAUUGCCAUUUGUUUAACAGCUUUCAUAUUCUUCUAUGCGCUCACAAGAGAUGUUAUCUAUGAGCGUGUUACCAAUGGUAAAGACAUCGCUUUUCGCAUUAUGAUCUCGCUGGCCAACAAGACCUUUCCCAUCGUCUCUCUGGUGAUGCUGUCCUUGUGUUAUCUGCCGGGUGCAUUGGCUGGAUUUCUGCAACUUUAUAACGGCACUAAAUACCGUCGCUUCCCUGAUUGGUUGGAUCGCUGGAUGCUGUGUAGAAAACAGCUGGGUCUGUUAGCGCUGGCUUUCGGUUUUCUACAUGUUCUCUACACAUUAGUUAUACCCAUCAGAUAUUAUGUACGCUACAGGAUAAAUGUCUACACUAUAUCACUGGUAAAAGAUAAUAAAACCUAUGAAUUUGACAAUACGGCAGCCUGGCGUAUUGACUCCUACUAUUCCAUGGGAAUUCUUGGAUUUGGGCUGUUUGUCUUAUUAGGAAUUACAUCCCUUCCAUCUGUGAGCAACUCCCUAAACUGGAGGGAGUUCAGUUUUGUACAGUCCAAACUGGGCUACAUUACCCUGCUUCUCUGUACCGCUCACACAUUUCUGUAUGGCUGGGACAAAUUUCUGAAACCUGCAUCAUAUAGGUGGUGGAUGCCUCCAGCAUACAUGCUGUCUCUGGUGGUCCCCUGUGUGGUUCUGAUUCUAAAGCUAAUCCUGAUCACUCCAUGCGUGGACCGCACUGUCACCCAUAUUCGUCAAGGCUGGGAGAGACAGGACAAGACUUCAGGAAAUGGCAUAAAGACAAACCAUCCACUCAUAGCAUAGCCAUCUUUUAACUGUAUGAAAACUGCGUGUUGGACUUUGCCCUGAACUCUUCUGCCGAAAGUGAGUUUAAAAUGUCGCAAUGAAAAAGUGCAGAGAACUAAGAAUUAAUGGAGCAACCGACUUGGGACAACGCACAUUUUUAGGUCUAUAAGAAAGGAAAUAUAUUUCCAGAAUACAACCAUUGUUUAAGCAAAGGAAGUCCAUCACACACAUUUAUUGCUUACUUAUAUUUUGACUGUCCCAAUGACUUUUUUUACAGGUUACAGUGUUCCUCAAGUAGGGGAUGACUACCCGUUUAAUCUGUUUAAAUGAACAAUUUGUUGUAUUUCAUUUAGGAACAAAACAAGUCAUCAUCUUCAUGAACAAAUCUACUGAUUUAUUCAAAACGCUAAUUCAGAAUCAAAAAAACACAUUUACUGCGCAAUGCACAGUUCUGGUUUGAUCUUAUUGACAGGGCCUUAGACUUUAGACCUGAUUUGGACUCAUGACAGCGACUUGAGAACAUAUUUGUUUUAUUGUAAGAAAGCCCAGAUGAGAGCUACAGAGAGCCUCACUACACUAGUGAGCGGCAGUUUCAAAUUGCAGUUAGCCAGCCGUGGGAAAUUCUUUGGAGCUCAUCCUCCAACUCACAUUAUUAUUAUUACAUCUCACAUGAUCUCGCAUUACUCUAUAACCUACAAAUUGGGAAAUACUCACAAAUGCAUAUGUAUGCUUUGACCAUAUAUUCACAGUGCAUAGCAACAUAACCAAUCCAUAUCAUCUGUGUUCAUGUUGGAAAUCAUCUAUACCAUUUAAAGAAUUCAAAGGCAGAAAUUGUGGGGCUUUUAUUAAAGCACACUUUUCUGUAUUGUGUAAAGCACUUGUCUUUUUUAUUACCUGCUUCCUCUGGGCUAUUUCCUCUCAAGAGCCUCCCAGUGGGCUUUUCCCUUUAGAUAUUAUCGAUCCAAAACUGAGCAGCAACUUACUUCUUGAUCUGUCUCUGGGUCUGGGCUUUCCUGUCUGCGGGAAAGCUCAUCUUUCUCUCUCUUGUGAAGUAUAAAGGAGCUGUCAAUCACAUUGGCAUUCACCUUCACUGGUGGAUGGCCCUUUCUGUAUAGUGCUUUUAUGAAGAAUUGCAAGCUGCAAAGAGUGUAGCUUAGACCAAAAUAGAAAGGCUCAUUUUGUGACAAAUAUAACUGAAAAUCUGUGGGCACACCUUUGAAGAAAACUAAUAACUGCACUUAUACAGAACACAACAGAACAACUCUGUUUAUUAAUAAAUAUAGCAUAGCCACAGAUUUUUAUUAUAUUUUUGUAUUAUGUGUAUCAAAUAAAAACUGAAAUGCACAGCA